Molecule: messenger RNA, 7447 nt
Organism: Tympanuchus pallidicinctus (lesser prairie-chicken)
Lineage: Eukaryota; Metazoa; Chordata; Aves; Galliformes; Phasianidae
Gene: LRRC56
Product: leucine rich repeat containing 56
Exons: 21
Coding region: 4372-6369 (665 amino acids)
Molecular function (GO): protein binding
Source: RefSeq, a predicted model, not a curated record
GCCUGUGGGGGGCUCUGCGGGCGGCCCCGCGGGUGGGGCGUUCCGACUGCCACGGGGCUCCCCUGAGCCUCCUCUUCUCCUGACUGAACGCUCCCGGUUCCCUCAGCCGCUCCCCGUCAGACUUGUGCUCCUGAUCCUUCUCGGUUUCGUUGCCCUACUCUGGACGCGCUCCAGCGCGUCGAUGUCUUUCUUGUAGCGAGGGGCCCCAGACUGAACGCGGGGCUCGAGGUGCGGCCCCACCAGUGCUGAUCACCACAGUGCUCCUGCUGACUGCACUGUUGCUAAUACGUGCCCAAGCUUUGAGGCAGGACUGCAGAAUAUGGCUCCAAAUAAAGUCUGUGCUCCUGGUACUGCAGAAAUGCUGUUCGCUCUGAUGCAAUUCUCAACCACAUCACCACUACUGAUUGUUUCCAUUAGAAAGGUAUCUGCUAAUCUGAAAAUGGAUCUAGAAGCCAUUGUUCUAGAUACUGCCGUUGACACAGUAAAAAGAAAGCUCAUGCCCUGCAGAGCUCAGGGCUGGAACAGAUGAAGCAAGCUGUGAGGACACCUGCUGAGAAGCCGUACAGGUUUUUUCAGGUCUCACAGACUGUUGCAGCAGCACAAACGAACCUGCCGGAGCACUUUCUAUAAGCCGGAACACAAACAGACAGGUCCGAACAAAGAGGACGAAGCUUCAGCUUACCUUGAGAAUAUUUGCAGGCUUCUAACAAGAUCUCCUGCUUCGGAACAACCUCUCUGUUCUCCACAAAUCCAAGAAGAGCAGCUUGCAGAAACACGGCAUCUCUCCCAUGCAAGCCAGCAGCAGCGGCACGCACAAAGGUGAUGGGUCUCUUCACAGGCAGGCACACGUACACACGGCGCACCGCCUCUCUGCACUGCCUGUCUCAUCUUGUCUUCGCCCUUCUGGGGAAUGCUUCUAGAAGAGAGAAUCCUCUUAUUUAAGCACAGGAGCAAUGCUGCAGCAAGAGCAGUGCAAAUUGUACCACAAAUAAGCUGGCAAGGUUGUUAAUUCUGCUAACUAAACUCCCCCAGUUUGAUAUCUCCAGCAAACUCCUCUGCCCACCCACAGCUGCCCAGUGCAGCUCCUGUGCUCUAUGGCAAACCUCUAGGGAGGUGCAGAGAAAUAUGUACCUCUCUAGAAAUGCUGCAGUGGUACUGACUAUUGCAAGCCUUUCUUGUCAGGAAAGGAAGACUAGUCUAACUUUGAGCGCACUGACACACAGUGCAAUAAAAAGGAAAUGGGAAGAGCAUCACAAGAUCCUUACUGCCACACUAGUGUUGUCAAAACCAAACCUGCAGUGGGGUUGAAGAGCUGCUCUGUCAUUCCAGUGCCUCAGUUUUAACUCAUCAUCUUCACCAAACUGUAGCAUGCAUGUAGGAGGCCAUAACUCACGGACUGCCUUCUCCCAUCAAUAGUCAUGUGACUUUUAAAACAGCAGUCUAAAUUCAGCCCUGGAAAGAUAUGUUACUGAUUUCUGUCAGUGCUGUGAGCCCCCCAAAAAAUAAUUCCUUGAUGUUGUCACUUCCUCUUCAGUCUCUGCAAGAAGGAGGCUAAUGUGACAUGAAAACAUACAAACACAAGUUUGUAAAAUUGAAACUUAUGCCACAAACUUAAACAACUGAACUCGCUCAUCAGAUCAAGGCUAUCCCCAAGAGUUUUGAGAUGUUAAUCUUUUUUAGAGGUUUCUCUAGUAAGACCACCCAGGUUAUUGCCAGCUUGAACUCAACUCUCUUCUGCCCUUUAAAAAAAAAAAAUAAUAAUAAUUUAAAAAAAAAAAAAAAACCAACAUGAAAACUUCUUGUGAUCAUCAAUAUCACCAGCAAAGCAAACAACUGCACUUUCGCAGCUUCACAGGGAUAUCUGAAUACAUCCAAAUUUUGUUCUCAGCAAAAAUAUCUACACGAAGGCCAACUGAAGGGUAUAAGUUCUCAGUAGGCAGAGGGCAGAUGAGUGGUGUCAGGUUCCUUUGGUUGUUUUCCUGCAUCUUUUGUUCCUUUGCCAUAUCCACAAUCUCACCUAGCUUUGCCCUAAUUACGUAGAGUACUUCCUGGUUCCUUCUGUGCCUUUUGUGUUGUCUCUACGUUCACAUAGUCUGUUGGUCUGUUUUUCUGGAUGCAUUUUCUUUCUCUCUGUAAUUGAAACUUUCUUGAAGUGUUCAGAAGGAAGAUUGUAUCAGUGUGCUCUCCAUAUCAUUAUCUCUGAGAGCAUGCUGAGAAAAGCAGAGAUUCUGACGUGCUUUCCCACAGCACCAUAUUCUUCAUGAUUAUUUAAUUUAUUCCUUCUGCAGACACACCAGGCUCAAUAAGCCUUCAGGUACUUCUGUGCUGGGAUGUAGAUCUUGCUCAUCUCUUCCGGAGCUUCAGGGAUAAGUAGUGUCAAGGCAGAAAGAAAACUGAUACAUGACAGAAUUUGAAAAUUUUGAGUUUUCUAGAGGGUGCAAAUUUCCUUUGUUUCCUUUUAGAGCCGGAUAGUGCAACACAAGUAACUUGCCAUGGCAGCCUGCUUACGAGACAGAAAAAGGUGAGAACCACCAGGUGCUUUGUUACUGUAGCAAGGGAAGAGGCAGAGACCUUAUCGUUUUUGGUCACUAAUGAGCAGCACACCAUCUAGUAAGUUGUCAGCAGAAGUUCAUGUUGUAUUUGAUGCAAGCUAGCUGAUGUGUGAGCCUCUUUGAUACUUGGAUCAAAACUGAAGUGCAGUCAGAAAGAAAGAAGGAAGUGCUCAGAAGAAUUGAAACAAAGCUGGAUUCUCAGAAGCACAAGGCCUAAUCCAUAUCCGCAACAAACUGACUCAACUCUGCAGAUGCCAAGAAUGGGAAAGGUAUGCCAGUUUAUCCUUACUACAUGUUGCACUGAAGGAGGCACAGGCAAAACAGAUGUCAUUAAUGCGUACCAUCAUCCCAAGGGUGUGGGGCUCACAGAAAUACCUAAAACUUGGAACAGAAGUGCAACUGAGAGAUGACACAGAGGAAAAAGACCAGAAGAAGGAAUGGGCUGCCCAAGGAGGUGGUGAGGUAACAGUCUCUGGAGGUUUCAAGAAAAGGAUGGCUGUUGUAUUGCAUGACAAGGCUCAGUGGGCAUGGGGCGUACUUCUAUCAGCUCUCCUGCAGCUAUCAGCACAUGCCGGUGGACUUGUUAUAGCACGUUGAACAGCACAUUCUUGCUGGCUCACUGGGGUCUGAUCCAAAGCUUACUGCAGGCAAUGAGGAAGGUUCAUAGACUUCUUCAGUGGCCUUUGGACUGCCCUGCGGACACAGAAGCACGAUGGCUGCGUUUCAAGUAAAGAGGAUGCUGGGAUGGAGCGUUCAGCUAGCAGUGUAAUCAUGCAGUGAUGAACUGCAGAGUUCACAGCCAAAGAACUGAUCUGCAAGCAAUGCUGGAGGCCCCACAGCAGACAGCAUGUCAUGUCCACUACCACGUGCUGUAUCCUUGAAAGCAGACUGUCAGGUGGGGAGCUGGAGGUCUAGUUCAGCUUGAAAAGAUACAACUUUGUGUGAAAUGCCAUAUAUUGCCUGAUGAAGCUUUCCUGUAAGGUUGUACUUCAUGAAUUUGCGUAAGCCUGUGAAAAGGAGCAAAAACAAAUGCUUGGAUCUGGGGUUGAACAGUGAAGAAGAACUGGAAUGAUGCCAUAGUGCUCCCCAAUAGGAGGUGAUGAAUGGGACAAGCAUGCUGCUGCUCGUGCAGCCAAGUGAUGAGCCAACAGUGCAAGUUCUGCUCUUGCUGCUAACAAAGCUGUACCGCCUCUGCCUCAAGCUGUUUCCUGCACAGCUCUCCUUGCCCUGCAACCAUCCCUAGGGCUCCGUUCAGCCAGGAUCCCUCGCUUCAGGGAACACGCGGAGCUCGCCUCCCCUCAGUGCCCAUCAUGCCGCAGCCGGUUGCCAGCCGGCGGGCACGGCGCGUCGCGUCGGGGCGGGGCGGCGGAGGGAGGCCGGGGCUGCCCCGUGGUGGCGGCCGUUGCCGGGUAACUGGGGCCUCCUCGGCCGCAGGUGGGAGCCGUUCGGGCCCUGUGGCGGCCGGUUUCUGUUGCUGGGAGCCUUUUUUCGUGCCCCGGUCCCUCGCAGGGAGCAGUUGGUGGCAGCCCCGAGGCGCCAGAGUGUUUGUGGGAGCCGCGGGCGCCGCGUUAGCGGGCGGUUGCCUGUCCUGAGCAAUCCCACCAGCUUGCCCGUGGUCAUGCACCUGGCCUGCAUUGUUCUCGUGGAAAACUCCAUUAUUUCACCAUGUGAACGCUCCUGUUCAUCUCAGAGUUUUCCAUCCCGUUCAAAAUUUUCUGGUUAUGGAGGAAUCACACAAGAAAUUGCACUGUGGGCAAAUGCAUCACUGAAGAUAAAUGGAGAUGAAUGAUUAAUAAAUGAAAAUCUCUAUAGCAGAAGGAUGGAAAGAAGAAGGGGCAGAACAGCAGCACCGCUGGAAGAAAAGCAUAUGAAGAAGGACCAGAGGUGGAAUCCUGGCAGAGCUUCUCGUCCAGCCUCAGCUACAGUUCGGGUGACUGACUUGAGUUGGCGAGGUAACCUAAAUCCCAGUCCACUGAUUAAAGAUGAUGGAGAACUACUUAUGGAUGAAUACCUUUCCCCCAGGAAACUGAAAGCUUUGACAGGGAUGGAUGAUCUGCAGCAAGUAAAGGCCCUGGAGAUGCAAGUAGAUACAAGAGAGAGCAGCUUGGGGAACUUUGGUGCCUAUCUACCUAAUCUGAGAGAGCUGAAGUUGAACAAUAGCUUGCUCGUAUCUGUGAGGGAUCUUGGAACCACGUUGUCCCAUCUCCACAUGCUGUGGAUGGUUUGCUGUGGGCUCUUAGAUUUAGAUGGAAUCUCUGCCUUCAGCUCUCUAAAAGAACUCUACAUAGCCUACAACAAAAUCUCAGACCUGUGCCCACUGAGCUUUUUGGAUCACCUUGAGGUUUUGGACCUGGAAGGAAACAAUAUUGAGGACAUCAACCAGAUGCAAUACCUGGGGCUUUGCUGCAAACUGAGCAGCCUGACAGUUCAGGGCAACCUUAUUUGUUUAAAGCCAAAUGCAGAAUCUGCAGAGGAACUAGAUUACAAUUACAGAGUUGAAGUGAAAAAACUCAUUCCCCACCUGGAGUAUUUGGAUGGAAUGCCAGCAAGCCAGACUGCUGUCUCUCCUUCCAGUAAGAUGAAUGAGGACUGGCUAAUCAUCAAGGAAUCCAUCAAGGAGGGUGGUUUGCCCAGAGACAUUUCAUGGUUAGGUCCAUGUGCAAUGGCAAGGCAGCCUGGAUGCAGCCCAAGACCUCCUACAACUUCCAGACUUGGAACUGCACAGUGGUCUCCUAGUGCAGGAAGGUGUAGCAGUUCCCGUCUGUUGUACAGCAGCUCUCCUCUUCCAGAUCCCACUAUUUCUGAAGACCUGUUUCCAGAUGACUCCAGUGAUUUGACACAUGGACUCAGCCAAGUUAUAUGUGGUAACCCCAUCAAGGCCCUUCGUGCGAGGAGGCUAAAGCUAGGUCCACCUGCAGCGAGCUCCUUGAAACUGCGCAGUCUGAAGAUAGAAAACCCUGACAUCUCUGUAGGAGGAGGAGAUGUGAGCCAGGAAGACGUCUUCUCUGCACCGAGAGUGUGGAGAGAGCAGCAUCAGCGGCGGUGCCUGCACACAGCUCAGCAAGAAAGUGUCAUCCCAGCAGCAAAGCUAGCUAUAGAUGAUAAGGAAGAGGAUGAAGGCUGCAGCCCAGCCAGUGGUGCUGAGAGUGAGCUGAGGGACACCUCAGAUGAGGAUCUCACUGAAGGGAUUUCACCUGAUUCUUCUUGCCACUCCUAUCUCUCCCAGUCCUCCUCAGAUUCAUUACGUGCUCAGGAAAGCCAAAACCAAUGUCUAAUUCCGUAUCCUCCAAAAAGUCCUUCACCUGCAACUCUGAUGGGUUUUGCAGCAAGACCCCGGGAGCUGAGGAAGCACAGGGCAAGGUGCCUGAAGCUAACCAGCCCAGAGGAGGGCAGGCAGCCCCAGCAAUGCCAGGCAAGGGCAACUCAAGAGACUUCAGCUCAGCUGCUGGGCAAGGGCCUUGCUCUUCUGAGCAUGCACAGCGCACCGGCAGCACAGGAGUCUCUGCCCUUCAGCCCCCAAGGGCAUUGCCAGCCUGAUGGCAGCAUUGCCAGGCAGAGGCCUAUCUCAGGACCCACAGCUGUUGGAUCAGCAGGCAUCAGCCCCAACCUGGACAGGAGUCCCUGCAGAGUGACCAGCCAUCCCCAGCCAGUUGUCCUCUCACCCCCAAGCCCCUCGGGGAGGGUUGGGCUGCUGAAUGCUGUUUGCCCUCCAACUGCUGGGGCAGUGCUGCAGAAGCUGCCAGCCAGUCCCUCUGUCUCAUCAACGUCUCAAAGCAGGAGUCCCCCUUUCAUAGCCCGUGUGUAUCAGACCCAUUGACGCCGUGUCAUCUCCACGCACUGGGUGCAGUCCUGACACUUGGAGGAUCAGUGCCAUCUUUCAGCCGCCUCUGCAAGAUAAAAGCAGAACUGUGCAAGUAGAGCAGUUCAAACAAAUGCCAUGAUUUGCCUCAAUUAAGGCUACAGCUGGUCCAGAAGUACUUUCUUUAAAGAGCACCUGCUGAUCAACAGAAGAGCUAAUCAACCUCUUAUGACAGCCAGCGUGGUUAUUUUUUGCACAGCCUUCAUGCACUGAAGCAGAACAACUCUUAAUGUAUUUCCUCUCUCCUGCCUCGUGCCCCACUCUGUGGGUGAGGCAGUGGCAGUAAACCAGCAGGGCUCAGUGCCUGCCAGUUCCAGGGUGGGCUGGAGGAAGUAGAUGUGCAGCAUUCCACCUCAUGCUCAGCAGCCUUGCCUACAAGCAUCCCUGCUGUGUGUGGCUUUUGCAGAACUCAGCAUUCGGGGACAAAGCCAAGGGUUCAAGGCAGCAUUGACCUGAGCAUGUUUGCGUAUCAUAUGACUGAGUCAUUUUAAAUAAUGCAGAGGCAAAGAUGAGGCAGGGGAAGUAAGAAAAUGAUCUCUUGUUUUAUAAUGGGGCAUUUGCUUUAUAGUUGGUUGAGAUUCAAAAGAGCUGGUUUUAGUGACUGCAGGCUGUGGUGCUGAUCCCAGUGGCUGUGCCUUAUGACUUUAUUGAUGUUUGCAGUCUUAAACAGCAUCAUCAUAUUUUUUACAGUUUCAGUUACCGUGUUAGAUAUAUAUUUUAAAAUCACUUGAUGAAACAGUAAUUAUGUGGUGAGUUAAUUAAUUGUUUUAUGUCUUCUCUCUACCAGUCAGCUAAAAGUAAAGGAACGGAAUGGCAGGGAAAGCCCAAAAUCUUCAGCUUGUUAUGGUGCACUGCUUUCACUUAGAAAAUAUCCUGCAGCUGGUAGCUAGUUUGCCUAGUUUUGGUGGGCACUAGAGAAAAUCAUCCAUCAAAAAGCAUCAAAAACCACUUGGUAUGUGAUCCAUGAAAUGCUGUGGAUGAGGCAGAUGUUGCCCAACACCAAUGCUUGUGUCAUUAAACUGGCUCCUCGGAUUGA